ACUUACCGGUAUUUUGUUUCAUUCGAUUUCCGUUUGGCGAGUGGUGAAGAGAAAAUUACGAGAAUUUUUUAAAUUGAACAUCUUUUGAGUUUUGACUGUUGACUUUUCGGUUGUGAGGGAGAGGGAGGAAGACAGAUCUCAUCAUGAACGACCCCAUGGCAUUUUUUUACGGAAAAACUCCGGCAAAGACAACAAUUUUGCACAAGCCAGCAAGAAGGACGUACAAAUUGGCGACUGAUGUCUCUUCAAUUUAUUGUCCCUCUGAGACCACCACAGUAUCAACAUGCGUGGGCACUGAUUAUGCUGAUGAAUACCUGGAAAAAGAGGAUGAACUCCUGCGCGAGUCGUCGUCUCUCUACCGGGGAAUUCUGGGUCCAGACGGUGAGAAUUUCGAUCAAGUUUCGUACGCCACAUGUGCCCCAAGUGACAUAGCCCUGGAGCCAAACCAGGAGAAGAUCUACAACACGUACGACCUGACGUACACCCCCAGGAAUCAUCUGCCGAUUGGAGCAUUUCAGGAGAAAAUUGUCUCAAUGAUUGAGACGAAUCCAGUGACGAUAAUCCAGGGACCCACAGGCUGUGGUAAAACGACGCAAGUGCCCCAGUUUAUCUUGGAGAGUUGUUACAAGAAUAAUCGUCACUGCAACAUCGUUGUAACUCAACCAAGAAGAAUAGCAGCAAUGAGUAUUGCUAAAAGAGUCAGUGAAGAGCGUGAAUGGCCAUGUGGCUCUCUCGUUGGCUUUAAAAUUGGUCUCGUUCAGAAUACAAACGAGGACACGCGUCUCACUUACUGCACCACUGGAGUUCUCCUCCAGAGACUCGUUCACGAGAAGCACAUGAAUGAUUUCACCCACGUUAUCAUCGACGAAAUCCACGAGAGGGAUCAGGACAUGGACUUUCUCCUGCUGAUCGUUCGAAAAUUUCUUAGAUCAAAUUCACGUGGUGUCAGAGUUGUCCUCAUGUCUGCAACAUUCAAUGUCGAGAAAUUCUCCAGGUACUUCACGUUUUACGCUGGUAACAAGAAGGUUCAGGCGCCAAUUAUCGACGUGACGAAAAGAAAUUUAUUUCUCGUACGUGAAUUUUUUCUGGAUGAUAUCCAGGGGAUGGGGACUAUUCCAGUGGUGAAGGCACACGAGCCUGAGGCAUCAAAAGCAAUGCUGGAGUUCGCUGCUAGAGUUAUGCAAGUGAUGGACAGAAUUGAUCAGGAGCUCGAUCGUUUUGGCAGCUCAAAAGCUGGUGAUCGUCCCACAACUCUAGUUUUUUUACCUGGUAUUCACGAGAUAGAAGAGCUGUUCAAUAUCCUGACUUCACCAGCCAAGGAGUCGGAUAAAUGGGAUGUCGUUGUCCUGCACUCUUCCAUCACCCAUGAGGAGCAAUCGAGAAUUUUUGAGGCACCACCACCUGGUUAUCGAAGAAUUAUUCUUUCGACGAACAUUGCUGAGAGCAGUUUAACAGUUCCAAAUGUCAAGUACGUGAUAGAUUUCUGUCUGACUAAACAGCUGGUGAAGGACACAACAACGAAUUUCCACAGUUUGGAGUUGACGUGGGCAUCGAAGGCCAAUUGUCAGCAGAGAGCUGGAAGAACUGGAAGAGUUAUGGAUGGUCGAGUCUAUCGUUUAGUUCCCAAGCUUUUUUAUCAGCAGAUACUCCCUGACGAGAAUCCUCCAGAGAUCGCCAGGGCACCACUGGAGAACAUCUUCCUGAGGGCUAAAAUGCUGAAUAUGGAUAAGCCAAAGGCUCUGCUUGCUCUCUCCCUGGAUCCACCAGAUUUAACAAAUAUUACCAGCACCGUUUUGAAUUUGAAAGAGACUGGAGCACUUUUGGACUCCGGGGACGAUCCACACGAUGGAGAAAUUACAGACAUGGGGAGGGUAAUGGGACAAAUGCCCCUGGACAUCAGAAUCUCCAAAUUAAUUGUCCUGGGACAUGUCUUCAGUGUUCUCAGGGAGACAAUAAUCAUUGGUGCUAGCAUGUCUGUGAAGAAUAUGUUCAGUCAUCCCUUCAAGGAGAAGCUCCACGCGUACAAAGCUAAAUUACUCUGGGCAUGCAAUACGAGCAGCGAUGGAAUAGCCUUUCUGAAUGCCUUCAGGAGCUGGAUGAACUUCAAAGGGACAAACUCCAGGAGCAGGGACAAGGGAUCUGAGGUAUCGUGGGCUAAAAAGAGUUUUCUGCAGGUCAGAGUGAUGAGAGAGGUUGAGGCAACAGUUGUCGAGAUCACAAAGAGACUGGAGAACAUGGGAAUCAGGGAGACAAGGGGGCCAGGAAGAGUCCAGCUCAAUGCAACUGAGAUGCAAUUUGUACUGAAGAUUGCCAUUGCUGGGGCUUUUUAUCCCCAUUUUUAUCUCGCAAAUCCCAGAUCUGACGAGCGAUCCAGUGUCAAGGCACUCGGUGGACUGGAUCCUGCCAAGACUGUUUAUCUCACCGGUUGGCCAAUAAAACAACCAGGACUUCUCUACGCUAAACGCUUUCAAGAGAUAUUCAAGUUGGUUCUCAAUGCUGAUUCGUCUAGAAUAGCUGUUAAAUUUGAUCACUCCAACCGAGUUUAUAUUCAAUUCAAUAAGACAGAAGUGAAGGACGCGAGGGAUGGGCCAGAGUUUCAGGGUGAGAUUCCAGUUUCUGUUUAUUUGGCAAUAAAAUUGGGACGAGUUAAUCCACCAAUCAGAAUUCCCAUCAUGCCAGAGGAUGCAGCUAAUGAAUUGGCAGAGGAGUUUGGUCUUGAGAAAGACCCAGUGAAUCUUUACAUUCCACGUCCCAGGAGAAAUCCACAGGGUACUGGUUUCUACCUCAGACCUAGACUCCCUGAUCUUGAUCUCACGUUCAUUCCUAUGGACAUCCAGAGGAUCAUUGAUCCUGGGUACUUCUGGGUCAGCAACAAGGACACAGAGACUAGAGAUAAUCUGUUGGAGAUCAAGAGAGUGAUUACUCUGAUGGAGUCCAAGGGUCUUGUGACAUUCGAGGGAAAACCAAAGGUUGGGGCUGUCGUUCUUGCACCCAAGGAGACAUCUGGGGAUGAGCAAAAGGUGAAAUACGAUCGUGCUGUUGUCCAGAAUGUUUUUCUGGUCUCCAGGCACGAGUACAGCGCUCAGGUAUUCUUCAUUGAUUCAGGGGCUGUCUCUAAAGUCAGUAUUUGUGAUCUUCGAUGUGUUCCUGGGGAUUCACCACUGGAGAAAAUUCCAGCAGCUGCUUAUCAGUGUUGUCUCAGUCAGGUGAAGCCUGCCAUUCUCAAUACACUCACUGGUCAGUGGUCGGAGGGAUCCAAGAGAUUUUUUGAGGAAUUGAUUACAGGAAAAGGCAAGACUUUGUAUGGAGAGGUCUACUCUGUUGUCAAUUCGGUGGUGUGCAUUGAUCUUCAUGUGACUGAUGAUAAGGGAAUGAAGAUUAAUGUCAAUAAUCUGCUGGUUAGUGAGGGAUACGCUGAGCCCAGAGAAGAGGAUUAUCUCUCCAAGGCCAAUCACACUAUCAGAGUUGAUGUCAACAGAUUGUCGAAUGAGGAGAAAGCAACUCACACGGAUCUACAGCACAAUCAGCUUUACCUAGCAGAUUCUUACGUGGAUCCCCCUGAAGAAGAGGACUGCACAUCAUACGCUACUCUGACUGGUCCCAACUCACCUCUGGAAAUAAAACUCUCGAAUUUAAUUAAUGCUGGAGUUGGUCUGGGUAUCACCAUUGAUCCAAUUUCAGUUAAUUGUGUUCUGCUGGAUCCAACUCUCAAUGAUCCUCAAACAAGACUUGUCGUUGCUGGAUCUGUCAGUCAGGGGUGUGACUCUGGGAAUUUAACUCUCAGGAAUACAACGCUGAUGCCUAAUAUUCCAGGGCUGACUGAUCUUCUAGCUUUAAUUUUUGCUCCUAAAAUCGAGUUGAGGGCGAAUUGUAUGAAGACGAGAAAUGUUGGAGCACUGUGUGGACUUGGGUACGAUGAGAAGACCAAGAGGAGUCUUUUUCCAGAGCACGACAUGAAUCUCAGCUUCAAUGUUGAUAUUAAUCUCGACGAUCUGCAGAAUAUUAAUAAAUUGAGGUACUGGAUGAACAUGGGAAUAUUCGUGAAGUCUGAGGAUGACUCCGAUGAGGAUCAAAUGCUCAGUGAUAUCGUCAAGACCCAGGUGAAGGUCAAGGAAAGUCUCUUCGCUCUCAUGAGUAAGAAGAGGGAGCCCAUUAUUCCUGAAGUCGAUUUGAGGCAUGGCCGGUGGGGAAGGUACCAGGAGGCUGACUUCCUUGAUCCUCUGAAUGUCAAUAAAUUUGAGAAUCUAAUUUAUAAACUGCAUCGUGCUCUCGAUCUCCGGGAGCCUGAUGAUGCCAAAGAGUUCAUGUUGAAUCACCUUGAGGAGCUGAAGAAGAAGGCUUCAAUGUCGGUGAAGGAAGUACCUUAUGAGGAGAUCGAUUGCAAACUUUGUAGACAGAAAAUAUCGGGCAUUCUUCAUCUCAGGAGUCACAUUUCCUCGCCUUAUCAUUUGAUGAAGGAGGAGGAGCUUAAGGAGAAUUUGCUUUGAAGAGGGAGAUUAUUGUGAGUUCAUUUAAGAGGAGGUUUCAUUUUUGAGUUUUGGAAUUCUUUUUCAAGAUUAUUCUAUUAUUUUUCAUCAUUUUUCUGAGGAUUCCCAUGAUUGUAGAGAAAGGGAGAGAUGGGCGAAGUUUUUGGAGGUUUUUCUUUCAAUUUUUUUUUAUAUAUCAUUAACAGUUUUUGUUAUAUUUAAUUUAGAAGAACUGUGGAAGACAGUUUGGGAUUUAUUUUUCGUUUUAUAUAGACACAUUGACGAUAAUAAUGUUGUUUUAUAAUGAAAAAAGUUCAUUAAUCAAUUAAUAAAGAUUCUAAGAAAUUGAAAA
Messenger RNA from Fopius arisanus, 4818 nucleotides. RefSeq names its product spindle E (gene spn-E). Lineage: Eukaryota; Metazoa; Arthropoda; Insecta; Hymenoptera; Braconidae. Gene Ontology annotation, cellular component: intracellular anatomical structure. Bases 144 to 4487 code for a protein of 1447 amino acids. The transcript is spliced from 3 exons. Gene Ontology annotation, molecular function: helicase activity; ATP binding; RNA binding. The record is from RefSeq and is a predicted model, not a curated record.